This is a messenger RNA of Pristis pectinata (smalltooth sawfish), 5201 nucleotides long. It is a transcript of the gene drosha, whose product is annotated as drosha ribonuclease III. Gene Ontology annotation, cellular component: nucleus. Bases 155 to 4267 code for a protein of 1370 amino acids. The transcript has 32 exons. Gene Ontology annotation, molecular function: ribonuclease III activity; double-stranded RNA binding. NCBI's taxonomy places the organism in Eukaryota, Metazoa, Chordata, Chondrichthyes, Rhinopristiformes, Pristidae. Gene Ontology annotation, biological process: regulation of gene expression; rRNA processing; primary miRNA processing. The record is from RefSeq and is a predicted model, not a curated record.
UUUCCUGCGAUUGAAGCCCCGGAACAGUUGUAGUAAUUUUGCACGAGGAUGCAUUUGCAGAAUUAUAUGUAAUUUUUUAUGUCUCAGAGUCCGUUUCAAGCGUAAUGCAUUGAUUUGUGAAGCUUAGAGAGAGGGAAUUCUCUUUAAGGAGAUCAUGUCAUUUCAUCCGGGACGAGGUGGAGUUGCGCACACAAGCCAAUGCACCAUCCCUAAAGUUGGGGGACCUCGAGGUCGGGGAACCACUGGAACCAGAAUGCCUCAGCAGAACUAUCAGUCUCCAAAUUUUCAACCUCCCCACCCACAGCAGCCGCCACCGUUCUUCCCCUAUGACCAGCAAGUCGCCCCUCCACCUCUGCCUCUGCCACCCCCUCCUCCUCCUCCUCCUAGAUUUCCAAACCCUCCGAGCACGGCUUACGUUCCUCCCAGCUUCAUGCCCUACCCGCCCAGUGUUCCCCAGGCCAGCAAUCUGGACGCACGUCAGAAUGCCAUCCAGCCGUGCCCCACGCGCCCGCGAGCUCCUUUUCCCAGCCCUCCAGUACGCCAAGGGUUCCCUGGGGUGCCUUGCUUUACUCAAACGCCCCCUUUGCCAAAUGCAGCAACCAUGGUCCUGGGUGCCCCCGAUAGGCAAGCUGGUUUCCACCAGAUGAUGCCGUCAGCGCCGACUCAGCCCCCUCCACCCCUCAUUCCGCCCCAGCAGAUGAAUUAUCAGGCUCCAUACCCGAUGGGUUAUUCACAGCAUUACCCACUUCAGCAGUUUGCCGGCAGCUAUCCUCCGACUUCCGGCUACCAGCAGGGUCCCGUCUCCACGGUCCACCAGCAGAAUUCUGCGUCCCACCCGCCCGACCACUUCCACCACAAGCAGCCCUACCCUGCCAAAAAGUCGUCGAGUGGGCGACGCUCGCCGGAGCGAAGCCGUCACCACGAGCACCACCGCCGGGGUCAUGGCGACAGGAGCCACAGUGAGAGGCGCAGGUCGUCGUCCCGUGGAGAGCGCAGGACGAGGAGCCCGGAACGGUGGAGGGUGGAGACCAUUCGCCGCAGGUCCAGUCGCGAAUGGGGGAGAUCUCCUCCUCGGCACAGGGACCGUGAUCACAGCAGGGAGAGGCACAAACAUCGUGAUACCUACAGGUCCCCAUCCUAUGAAAGGCAGCACAGACGAGAGCGGAAAAGGACACGCAGCCGCUCAAGUAGUAGAGAAAAGAAACGACUUCACUGGGAGGGCGAGAGAGACCGAAGAUCUGGGCACAGUUCAAGUAAGGAGAAAUCUCUUCCAACCGCUCGAAGCAAAGAGGCAGAAGAGAUCACCUUUGCUGAAAAAAUUGAGGAAGAGCGAGAGGAGGAAGACUUGCUAAAUACAAAGCCAGUUUGGAUAAGAUGCACACACUCUGAGAAUUACUAUUCCAGCGAUCCCAUGGAUCAGGUGGGAGACUCUACUGUUGUUGGCACAAGUAAACUACGAAAUCUUUAUAAAAAGUUUGAAGAAGAGCUUGGGCAGAGACAGGAGAAGGCCAAAGCCGCUAGACCUGCCUGGGAACCUCCAAAAUCCAAACUGGAUGAAGAACCAGAGGACAGCUCCAGUGACUCGGGCUGUGAUUCCGAUGAUGACAGCAGUGGAAGCAGUACAUGCAGCUCAGAUUCCGAGAUUAUUGAUGUCAUCGAAGAAAUCAAACGUCGAAAAGCACAUCCUGACCGACUGCAUGAGGAGCUCUGGUACAAUGAUCCAGGCCAGAUGAACGAUGGCCCACUGUGUAAAUGUAGUGCCAAGGCUAAGCGAACCGGGAUCAGACAUAGCAUUUACCCUGGUGAAGAGGCAACUGAAGCGUGUCGUCCCAUGACUAAUAAUGCAGGAAAAUUAUUCCACUAUCGAAUUACAGUUUCUCCACCUACUAAUUUCUUGACUGACCGACCAACUGUAAUAGAGUAUGAUGAUCAUGAGUACAUCUUUGAAGGGUUUUCUCUCUUUUCUCACACUCCUCUUAAUAAUAUUCCUUUAUGUAAGGUCAUACGUUUCAAUAUUGACUACACUAUUCAUUUCAUAGAAGAAAUGAUGCCAGAGAAUUUCUGUGUGAAAGGAUUGGAAAUGUUCUCCUCAUUCUUGUACAAGGAUAUUUUGGAACUAUAUGACUGGAAUAUUCUUGGUCCAGUAUUUGAGAAUGGAGCUGCAUCCUGCCCAAGAUUUCAUUUUCUCCCCCGUUUUGUUAGAUCAAUACCUGAUAGUGGGAAAGAAGUACUGUCUAUGCACCAGGUGUUGCUUUACCUGCUGCGCAGCAAUAAACCUCUUGUUCCUGAGGAGGAGAUUGCCAAUAUGCUGCAGUGGGAGGAGCUGGAAUGGCAGAAGUAUGCCGAAGAGUGUAAAGGCAUGAUUGUCACCUACCCUGGCAUGAAGCCCAGCUCUGUUCGUAUUGACCAGUUGGACCGGGAGCAGUUUAACCCUGAGGUCAUCACUUUUCCAAUUAUAGUGCAUUUUGGGAUUCGGCCUGCUCAGCUCAGUUAUGCCGGGGACCCACAGUACCAGAAGCUUUGGAAAAGUUAUGUUAAGUUACGGCAUCUGCUAGCAAAUAGUCCAAAGGUUAAGCAAGCGGAUAAGCAGAAACUGGCUCAGCGAGAGGAAGCCUUGCAGAAAAUCCGACAGAAGAACACCAUGCGGCGUGAGGUGACAGUAGAACUGAGUAGUCAAGGUUUCUGGAGGACUGGUUUGCGUUCUGAUGUCUGCCAGCAUGCCAUGAUGUUGCCGGUAUUGACCCACCAUAUCCGAUACCAUCAGUGCCUCAUGCACUUGGAUAAGCUGAUAGGCUACACGUUUAAAGAACGCUGUUUACUACAGCUUGCAAUGACCCAUCCAAGCCACCAUCUGAAUUUUGGAAUGAAUCCGGACCAUGCGAGAAACUCUUUGUCAAACUGCGGUAUCCGGCAGCCCAAGUAUGGAGACAGGAAGGUUCAUCACAUGUAUAUGAGGAAGAAAGGCAUAAACACCUUAAUAAAUAUCAUGUCACGACUUGGCCAAGAUGAUCCAACUCCUUCAAGGAUUAACCACAAUGAACGACUAGAAUUUUUGGGAGAUGCAGUGGUUGAAUUUUUAACGAGUGUCCAUUUGUACUUUUUAUUCCCGAAUCUGGAGGAAGGUGGGUUAGCUACCUACCGCACUGCAAUUGUGCAGAACCAACACCUUGCUAUGUUGGCCAAGAAGCUGGAAUUGGAUCGUUUUAUGCUGUAUGCCCAUGGACCUGACCUCUGCAGAGAAUCAGAUCUACGUCAUGCCAUGGCUAAUUGUUUUGAGGCCCUAAUAGGUGCCGUGUACUUGGAGGGUGGUCUAGAAGAAGGCAAGAACUUAUUUGGUCGACUGCUGUUCAAUGGCACGGAUCUACGAGAUGUGUGGCUUAAUUAUCCACUUCAUCCUUUGCAACUACAGGAGUCAAAUACAGACAGGCCUUUGAUUGACACGUCUCCUGUUCUGAAAAAACUGACAGAUUUUGAAGAGACAAUUGGAGUGAAUUUUAUCCACAUCCGUCUCCUGGCUCGAGCCUUCACUUUGCGCACUGUUGGAUUUAAUCAUCUAACGCUGGGUCACAAUCAGAGGAUGGAAUUCCUUGGAGACUCUAUAAUGCAAUUGGUAGCUACUGAAUACUUAUUCAUACACUUCCCAGACCACCACGAGGGCCACUUAACGUUGUUGCGAAGUUCCCUGGUCAACAACCGCACACAAGCCAAAGUAGCAGAAGAACUGGGUAUGCAAGACUUUGCUAUCACAAAUGAUAAAACAAAAAGACCUGUAGCACUCCGAACCAAGACCCUCGCUGACCUUUUAGAAUCAUUCAUAGCUGCACUUUACAUUGACCAGGACCUGGACUACGUCCGCACUUUCAUGAAUGUAUGUUUUUUCCCAAGAUUGAAGGAGUUUAUACUGAACCAGGAUUGGAAUGACCCCAAGUCUCAACUACAACAGUGUUGCCUGACCCUCAGAACAGAGGGGAAAGAGCCCGACAUCCCUCUGUACAAGAUUCUUCAGACAGUGGGACCAUCUCAUGCCAGGACAUAUACUGUAGCUGUAUAUUUCAAAGGAGAGAGAAUUGGCUGUGGUACAGGUCCAAGCAUUCAACAAGCAGAAAUGGGAGCUGCCAUGGAUGCAUUAGAAAAAUAUAACUUUCCCCAGAUGGCUCAUCAGAAGCGCUUCAUUGAGCGGAAAUACAGACAGGAGUUGAGAGAAAUGAGGCGGGAAAAAGAACGACAGGAGAAGGAUCCCACUGAGACUGAGGAAAGCAGAAAAUAAACGAGGACAUGAAAACUGUGGCAUAUUUACCUUCUUAAACAACUGCAAUUCCAGCCACAUACGCCUUUGGGGACGUAACCUAUUUUUAAUGUGAAAGUGAAUGAGGAGCUGUGAAAGGCGUGUAACAAGACCAAGAGACAAUAUUCCAUUCUUAGCUAUGUGGUAUGAAACCCAUAGAUCUGCAGAGGAGGCAUUGCAAUGGGCAGGCGGUUUUGUAUUUUUUUGAACAAGUCUCAUUUUAGUUUUAAUUAUUGCCUUUGAACCUUGUACAUUCAUCUUGUAAUUUUAAUUUUCAAAGCAGUUGAAUGUUUUUGUUACUUGUUGCAUUCAUUAGAUUGAUGCAAAAAAAAUUGGUGUAUUUCGUCUGCAACUCAAACUCUAUAAAACCUUGCUACUAAAAUACCUCAUUAUUAACUGAAAGGCACCUUCAUGUGCCACUACAGCUGUGCCCUGAUAAAUGCAUAAUAGUUGGCAAAAGAAUAUUGUGCUUUGGAUCAGGGUCCCUUCAAGCCUUUGAUAAAAUUAUGUCAUGAAUCUAAAUCUUUGCACCAUAUCCUGUUAAAUCAUUCAAUUCCGUUUCGUAUAAACACAGAUUGCCUAAGUAUCACCUUCAUUCUGCACGCUUUACAUUGGUAACACUUUAAGAUGUGCUGCUUCGUGUAAUUAAUAUUUGACUGUUGACUGAGUUUAAUAUGUAUACCAAGAUCAUUAUGUGAUUGAAUCAGAACUUGGUAUUGUUAAGUGUUACAGACCUGGCAUUCAGUGCAUUGUGACUAGGAAGUGGUACGUUACACUGAUGUGUUCUUUAGUAUAAUUAAAUUAAUGCUUGCAAUCAGAGCACACGCAGAUUAUUUCUCUUCAGAAAAUUUAAAACUCAGCAUUCACCAGAUAAAUAAUUUAUUCAAUGUUCAUUGUGACCCUGCAACUUUGUAAA